This is a messenger RNA of Drosophila ficusphila, 2236 nucleotides long. It is a transcript of the gene Gdh, whose product is annotated as glutamate dehydrogenase, mitochondrial. Gene Ontology annotation, biological process: L-glutamate catabolic process. NCBI's taxonomy places the organism in Eukaryota, Metazoa, Arthropoda, Insecta, Diptera, Drosophilidae. Gene Ontology annotation, cellular component: mitochondrion. Gene Ontology annotation, molecular function: L-glutamate dehydrogenase (NAD+) activity. The record is from RefSeq and is a predicted model, not a curated record.
GGUCAGUUUGGAGCGGCGUCGAAAAGCGAGCGGUUGUUGAGCAGCGGAGCCAACAGCAAGCAGUGAAGCAGAGCAGACAGCAGAACAGAAGAGGAGGAGGAACAGUAUCGUCAUGUAUCACCUGAAGAGUCUCGCCCGCCAGGGAGCCCUGCGUCAGCAGGAGUUGGCCACGCUGGCCAAGGCCCUGCCCACGGCAGUGAUGCACUCGAGCCGUGGCUACGCCACCGAGCACCAGAUCCCCGACCGCCUGAAGGACGUGCCCACCGCUAAGGAUCCGCGCUUCUUCGACAUGGUCGAGUACUUCUUCCACCGCGGCUGCCAAAUCGCCGAGGAGUCCCUCGUCGACGACAUGAAGGGCAAGUUGACCCGCGACGAGAAGAAGCAGAAGGUGAAGGGCAUCCUUAUGCUGAUGCAGCCCUGCGACCACAUCAUCGAGAUCGCCUUCCCCCUGCGCCGCGAUGCCGGAAAUUACGAGAUGAUCACCGGCUACCGUGCCCAGCACAGCACCCACAAGACGCCCACCAAGGGAGGUAUUCGCUUCUCGUUGGAUGUGUCACGCGAUGAGGUCAAAGCCCUUUCCGCCCUUAUGACCUUCAAGUGCGCCUGCGUGGAUGUGCCAUUCGGUGGUGCCAAGGCUGGCCUGAAGAUCAACCCCAAGGAGUACUCCGAGCACGAGCUGGAGAAGAUCACCCGCCGCUUCACCCUGGAGUUGGCUAAGAAGGGCUUCAUCGGACCCGGCGUCGAUGUCCCUGCUCCCGACAUGGGAACCGGCGAGCGCGAGAUGUCCUGGAUUGCCGACACCUACGCCAAGACCAUCGGCCACCUGGACAUCAAUGCCCAUGCCUGUGUCACCGGCAAGCCCAUCAACCAGGGUGGAAUCCACGGACGCGUCUCGGCCACCGGUCGCGGUGUCUUCCACGGCCUGGAGAACUUCAUCAACGAGGCCAACUACAUGAGCCAGAUUGGAACCACUCCCGGCUGGGGCGGCAAGACCUUCAUCGUCCAGGGCUUCGGUAACGUGGGCCUGCACACCACCCGCUAUCUGACCCGCGCAGGAGCCACCUGCAUCGGUGUCAUUGAGCACGACGGUACCCUGUUUAACCCGGAGGGCAUUGACCCCAAGCUGCUGGAGGACUACAAGAACGAGCACGGCACCAUUGUCGGCUACCAGAAUGCCAAGCCCUACGAGGGCGAGAACCUCAUGUUCGAGAAGUGCGACAUCUUCAUUCCAGCUGCCGUCGAGAAGGUCAUCACCAGCGAGAACGCCAACCGAAUCCAAGCUAAGAUCAUUGCCGAGGCUGCCAACGGCCCCACCACCCCCGCUGCCGAUAAGAUCCUGAUCGACCGCAACAUCCUGGUCAUCCCCGAUCUGUACAUCAAUGCCGGUGGUGUCACCGUCUCCUUCUUCGAGUGGCUGAAGAACCUGAACCACGUCUCGUACGGUCGCCUGACCUUCAAGUACGAGCGCGAGUCCAACUACCAUCUGCUCGCCUCAGUCCAACAGUCAAUUGAAAGAAUCAUUAAUGACGAAUCCGUGCAAGAGUCCCUGGAGCGUCGUUUCGGCCGUGUCGGCGGUCGCAUCCCCGUGACCCCCUCGGAGUCCUUCCAGAAGCGCAUCUCCGGUGCCUCCGAGAAGGACAUCGUGCACUCCGGCCUGGACUACACCAUGGAGCGCUCCGCCCGCGCCAUCAUGAAGACGGCCAUGAAGUACAACCUUGGCCUGGACCUCAGAACCGCUGCCUACGUCAACUCGAUUGAGAAGAUCUUCACCACAUACCGCGAUGCCGGUCUGGCCUUCUAAGCCCGCUGAGUGUGCUGAUUAGCCCCUCCCCAGACUCUUAACUAGAUAAUUAAGCAAUCGAACACUCAAGAGAGCAUAACUACUGCUAUUGCUCCAUGCACCGCCGUCUUAGAUGAAAAUGUCACAAACAAAGCCGAUAUGCAAGAAUCGUAAUUUAUAAUCUACGGCAAUUGGAGCUGGCCGAAAUUACUCUUUUUAAACAAAAGCAAAACAAACGCCAACUUUCGCCCGUGUUUCGUAUUAAGUUGAACAAGUUGCGAUCUUAUUAUUGUUGAUUUUCUGUAAUUUUUAAGUUAAUGAGCGUCAAAGUGAAGCAAUUGCAUUUUCAAUUAAGUAUCGCAACGUCUCGUACCGUCAAGUCACGUUUAUCGUACGAUCGCUCCGUUGCCGUAACAUUAAAAUAAUCAAAUAUACAAAAACAAACUAAAUUCUAAA